GGCGGCGGCGGCGGUGCCCGGAUGGAGGCACGUCAUUGUCCCCCGCCGGGCGGCUGGGCUGUGUGCGGCGGCGGCGGCGGCGGCCGAGGGGGAUGGAGCGAGCGCCGAGCCGGGUCAGAGUUGAACAAUGACCAUAGUUGACAAAGCUUCUGAAUCUUCAGACCCUUCAACCUAUCAGAAUCAGCCUGGCAGCUCUGAGGCAGUCUCACCUGGAGACAUGGAUGCAGGGUCUGCCAGCUGGGGUGCUGUGUCUUCAUUAAAUGAUGUUUCAAAUCACACGCUUUCUUUAGGACCAGUACCUGGUGCUGUAGUGUAUUCAAGUUCAUCUGUACCUGAUAAAUCAAAACCAUCACCACAGAAGGAUCAAGGUCAAGCCCUAGGUGAUGGCAUUGCUCCUCCACAAAAAGUUCUUUUCCCCUCUGAGAAGAUUUGUCUUAAGUGGCAGCAAACUCACAGAGUUGGAGCUGGGCUCCAGAAUUUGGGCAAUACUUGCUUCGCCAAUGCAGCAUUGCAGUGCUUAACGUACACGCCGCCUCUCGCCAAUUACAUGCUAUCGCACGAACACUCCAAGACAUGUCAUGCAGAAGGAUUUUGUAUGAUGUGUACAAUGCAAGCACAUAUCACCCAGGCACUCAGUAAUCCUGGGGAUGUUAUUAAACCAAUGUUUGUCAUUAAUGAGAUGCGGCGUAUAGCUAGGCACUUUCGUUUUGGAAACCAAGAAGAUGCCCAUGAAUUCCUUCAAUACACUGUUGAUGCUAUGCAGAAGGCGUGCUUGAAUGGCAGCAAUAAAUUAGACAGACACACCCAGGCUACCACGCUUGUUUGUCAGAUAUUUGGAGGAUACCUAAGAUCUAGAGUCAAAUGUUUAAAUUGCAAAGGCGUUUCAGAUACUUUUGACCCGUAUCUCGAUAUAACACUGGAGAUCAAGGCUGCUCAGAGUGUGAACAAGGCGCUGGAGCAGUUUGUGAAGCCCGAGCAGCUGGACGGCGAGAACUCGUACAAGUGCAGCAAAUGUAAAAAGAUGGUUCCAGCUUCAAAGAGAUUCACCAUACACAGAUCCUCCAAUGUUCUUACACUUUCUCUGAAACGCUUUGCAAAUUUUACCGGUGGAAAAAUUGCUAAGGAUGUAAAAUAUCCUGAAUAUCUUGAUAUUCGACCAUACAUGUCUCAACCAAACGGAGAACCGAUUAUUUAUGUUUUGUAUGCAGUACUGGUACACACUGGUUUUAACUGCCACGCCGGCCAUUACUUCUGCUACAUAAAGGCGAGCAAUGGUCUCUGGUAUCAGAUGAAUGACUCCAUCGUAUCCACCAGUGAUAUCAGAUCGGUACUCAGUCAGCAAGCGUAUGUUCUCUUUUAUAUCAGGUCCCAUGAUGUGAAAAAUGGAGGUGAACUUACUCAUUCCACCCACAGCCCCGGCCAGUCCUCUCCCCGACCUAUAAUCAGUCAGCGCGUCGUCAAUAACAAACAGGCCGCGUCAGGGUUCAUCGGACCACAGCUUCCUUCUCACAUGAUAAAGAACCCACCUCACUUGAACGGGACCGGACCCUUGAAAGAAACACCCAGCAGCUCCAUGUCGAGUCCUAAUGGGAAUUCCAAUGUCAGCAGGGCUGGUGCUGUUAACGCUUCAACUUCUGUUCAGAACUGGUCAGUUACCAGGGCCUCCGUUACCCCGGAGCAUCCCAAGAAACAAAAAAUCACCAUCAGUAUUCACAACAAGCUACCUGUCCGCCAAGGUCAGUCUCAGCCUAACCUUCACAACAAUUCUUUGGAGAACCCUACCAAGCCUGUUCCCUCUUCUACCAUUACCAAUUCUUCUGCAAUACAGUCUACCUCGAGUGCACCUACCACGUCAGUUCCCAGUAAAGUCACAAAGCAGACGGCCCCGACUGAGUCCUGCUCCAAGCCAGUGAUGAACGGCAAGUCCAAGCUGAACUCCAGCGUCCUGGUCCCCUACGGUGCCGAGUCAUCGGAAGAGUCUGACGAGGAGGCCAAGGGCCUCGGCAGGGAGAACGGGCUCGGUACGGUCGAGAGCACGACCUCUUCUGCUCUGGAGGCUGAAGAUGACGAGGCCUCUCAGCAUGAGCUUCGAGAGCCUGUGACUCUCAAUGGUGCUAAUGCCAGUGCAGACAGUGACCCCAGAGAAAACGGUCUGUCCUUGGAUGGUGCCGGUUGCCAAGCCCAGCCUGACCUGCACUCAGAAAACCCCUUCUCGAAGGCCAAUGGUCUCCCUGGCAAGUUGAUGCCCGCUCCUUUGCCACCUCUUCCGGAAGACAAAACCUUAGAGACUUUCAAACUCGGCAACAAAGGGAAAGGCUCGACAGAUGAGACAAGUGCACCUGGAACAGACGGAAGCCAGACGGAGCAUCCUGAGGCGGGGCUGGAGCCUAGCAGCCCCGCUCCUGACUCCCGGGAGGCACUGGAGACAGCCCCGGGUCUUAGCAGCAAAUUAAAGAAGGCUUCGCCGCUCCCGGACCCCGGCAUCAAAUCUACCAAAGAACAAGUCUCUGAAAGCAUUUCCGCGAAACCCGAGGAGUCUGUGCCCAGCGUCCCCCAUCUUUGUAGCGCCAACAAGAGCACCGUCGGGGACGAUCACCUCUCUAAACUGUGCGACCCUGGGGAUCUCCCCGGGGAUGAGAGCAGAGCACCCCAGGAUGCAGCAGGGGCGCUUACAGAGAGUCCCCGGGACUCGGCGGCAGCGGAAGCCACGGGGAGGUCGAGCCCGAGUCCCUCGGCGUGUUCCGAGGGUGCCGGUGAGCAGGACCCCUCCGUUCGCAGCAGCCGAGACCAGUGCCCGGAUGCGGAAGACGUUCCCAAAGGCCCAGACGUUUCUGACGUCUCGGGGGCGCCUACGGACGAGCUGCCUUCUUCCCCGUUGGACAGAGUCACGGAAAACCAUGCCGAAGGGCUCGGGGCUCCCGAACAAAGCCCCGCCGAGCCCUGCGAGGAAAGCAAGGCUGGGCAGACAGGCCAGGCCCGGUCCCCGGUGAAGGAGAAGAUCGGCAGCCUCCGAAAAGUUGACCGAGGACAUUACCGCAACCGGAGGGACCGCUCCUCCAGCGGGGAGCACGCGCGGGACAGCCGGAGCGAGACGGAGGACCGUUCCCGCCGGAGGCGGCACUCCUGCACGCGCGCGCGCACCCCGCAGGGCCGCUCCCGGCCGGAGCGCUGCAGCGGGGGCCCGCACCACGCCUGCCAGCACCGCGGCCUGGCCAGGCACCGCCACCACCACUCCCGGAGCAGAGGCGGGUCCGACCAGGACUGGAGCAGGUACCGCCACUCGGAAAGCGAGCACUCCUGGGGCCGGGAGAAGUACUGCCUGGACAGAACGAGGUGGGACAAGUGCAGGUAUUACCACGACAGGUACGCCCCGUACACGGCCAGGGAGGCGUGGGAGUGGAGGCCUUCGCACGGGGACCGAGACUAUGACCGAGACCAUGACCGGGUGGGCCAGUACGGCGGCCGGCCAUACAAGGACUACUACAAAAGCAGGAAGGGCUACGAGCUGGUUGCCAAAGAGAGGGAACGGCACCACUUCAGCGGCCCCCGCGGCCCCCCCCACGCCCCGCCGCCCUACCCCGGGAAGUACGCCGAGAAGAUUGCACUCGCCCCUGAAGGCGGCAGCGGUCACCUCGCUGAUCGCUUUCACGACCACGAAAAUGUGAAGUCACACAAACGGAGGUACGACAGCGUAGACCAUAGUGACACCCACGUAGAAAAGAAAGCCUGGAGAAGCUUACAGCGGGACCCUUCAGAAGAACCUAAAGCGAAGAAGCACAAAAAAUCAAAGAAGAAAAAGAAAUCCAAAGACAAACACCGAGAGCGAGACUCCAGGCACCAGCAGGACUCGGACCUCUCGGCAGCAUGCUCGGACGCUGACCUCCACAGACACAGGAAGAAGAAGAAGAAAAAGAAGAGGCACUCAAGGAAGUCAGAGGACUGUGGGCGAGACUCAGGACUGCACUUAGCGAAGGCCGCCAGCUCUGAGGCUCUUGACCGUUUCCGGAGAGCCGACGGCAGCCCCCGCCUCACCGACGGCCUGCCUCUGGAAGGCGUUGGACCUUUCCGUGAGAAAACAAAACGUUUAAGGAUGGAAAGCAGGGAUGACAGGUGUCAUCUGUCUGAGUGUGGCCAGGGUGACUGAAAGCUUGGCCUCAAACAAAGAAUUCACUAGUUAUGAUUCAACAUGUUCAACAGAAGCCAUCCCCAACCCAGCUUAAAUUAUAAACAUAGAAAAUAACUUUGUUCCAAUCUGCGUGGUGCUUCUUUAGUAAAUACUGUACAGAUUUUACCAUGGAGAACUUUUUUUUUAGUUUUUACCUUUUCUUAAUUACCCUUAUUCCAAAUGGACGAACACUUUCUACAACUGCUGAGCAUUGUAAAAUACGUGUAUAUAAAUCACAUUAAAAGUGACGCCCUGGACUAGAACAUCUCAAUGCUGCUUAAUCACAGACUCAGGUUGAUCUCUCGUAUUCCAUGUAAUGCUCCUCCAAGUCAGACCUCCGGUGCGAGGCCAGCCGGGACCUGGGAUUGUCAAGUACAAACAGCUGACAGCGCGUAUUUAAUUUAAAGACGAGUUAACGCUCCGCGGCUCUCAGCUGACUCGAGAGCAGUGUUUUCUGUAAUGUCUGAGGCUAGACACGAACGUGCUUCAUGUUUCCGUUUAUUCCGGAUUGGAAGGUGUGUUUUACAGACGAGUUCUGUUGUGGAACUUUGUGGAACUAUUCCAAUCAACUUACCCGUUAUGAUGAGUAUUUACAUUAUGAAUGUAUAAUCCAGACAUUAUUUGUAAAGCCUACAGUACGUUUUUUAUUACAUAACACUUUUUAUACAGUUUCUCUUGUCUUGACUAUAAUAUUGGAGUCUGAGUUAUCAGCUUGGUCCCUGAAAAGUUUCUAGUUACAGACAAAAUCAUACUGUGAUUUUAUUUUUAAUAUGGAUAUGCUAUCAAACUGUGAUACACUUAUAAUUCACUGGUCCUGCAUCAGGAGACGGAGUGGGGACAACUGUAUUUAAUACAGUUCGUAUCUGAAUAAUCUGUAUGGUUUAUACAGUUUGUGUUGUUCAGAGAUGUCUAAAGUUUGAUCUUUGUUUUUUUAAAGAUUGAAAAAGCACUUGCCCCACUGUAAAUAUACAGCAUGUAAAAUUUAUAUAGUAUAUAAAUGGCAGCAAAUUAAA
Molecule: messenger RNA, 5178 nt
Organism: Eptesicus fuscus (big brown bat)
Lineage: Eukaryota; Metazoa; Chordata; Mammalia; Chiroptera; Vespertilionidae
Gene: USP42
Product: ubiquitin specific peptidase 42
Exons: 18
Coding region: 128-4144 (1338 amino acids)
Biological process (GO): protein deubiquitination; regulation of apoptotic process
Cellular component (GO): cytosol; nucleus
Molecular function (GO): cysteine-type endopeptidase activity; cysteine-type deubiquitinase activity
Source: RefSeq, a predicted model, not a curated record